Molecule: messenger RNA, 2029 nt
Organism: Truncatella angustata
Lineage: Eukaryota; Fungi; Ascomycota; Sordariomycetes; Amphisphaeriales; Sporocadaceae
Exons: 3
Coding region: 122-1699 (525 amino acids)
Source: RefSeq, a predicted model, not a curated record
CCAAAGUUGUGCCAAGCUUGAUUUUCUUUUCGUCUUUUGUAUUCGGCGCAUAUAGUCUUCCUGGGAAAGUGGGCAACAGAACACUAACAAAAUUAGUGAAUACAGCACAUACUCUCAUAACAUGAUGAGCACUUCCAACGGACAUUUCUAUUCUCAUACAGUACCUGCGGACCUUAAUGGUUCGAUAUGGGAUGCUACUGCAGCAGAUGGUACACAGAACUUCCAUGGAGAACCUGACUUUUCUUUUUCUUUUGGCCACAUUACUCCCAGAGCCAAUGGACAGGACCCAACAGAGGAUGACGUCUCCGGAAAAUGGAUGUCCACAGAGGAAGCCCCGGUCAUCGCAGAGCCCAUGCGAAGGAUCACUUCACAAAGUUCCACUGGCAGCAGCCACAAGAACAGAACAAUCAAGGCAUCUUCGAUGAAGAGCCGCCCAAGGAUACUGUCUACUGUAUCUCAUGGUUCACACAUGUCAGCUUUCGACAUGACAGGUAACGCUCAGGCAGAUGCCUACCUCCUACAUGACUCAGACGCCCACUCUGUCUCAUCACAAAUGUUCUACCCAACGCUUCCCAUGAGCGUCGGCAUGGAUGGGCUACCUUAUGCCCCAGAUAUGCUAGCUUCGGGCUUAGGUCAACAGCAUAUGGACCCAACCCAGAUGCAUUUUGAUGCUAGCUUGACAGGUAACUCUCCCACAGCUUCUUGGAGCGAUUGUUUGAGCCCAAUCGGUGGAUCUCGCACCCCCAGCCCGGCUAUCACAGAGAACCCAUGGAGCAAUGUGCCAGUCGGAUCUUCAUCGCAAGGCAGCGUUGCUUCUCAAGCUAUUGGACUCCAUUCCCCAACUUUGAGCCACCACACUGGAAAUGGCCUAACCGUAGAGGACUUCUAUGGAGCUGACCUUUUGGAGAACGCUAUGAUGCCCCCUGCAUUCACUCGCCGAUCCAGCGGCGACGGAGAGUCGACUGCACGGGACCACCCACUUUACAAGAACGCCGUGCCGAGGGCGGAUGGUCUUUUCCACUGCCCCUGGGAGGGUGAUGCGUCCUGCAACCACAAGCCCGAGAAGCUCAAGUGCAACUAUGACAAGUUUGUCGACUCCCACUUGAAGCCUUACCGCUGCAAGGUCGAUUCUUGCGAGAAUGCCAGAUUCUCCUCCACGGCAUGCCUUCUCCGACAUGAGCGUGAGGCCCACGCAAUGCACGGCCACGGCGACAAGCCAUAUCUGUGCACCUACGAAGGAUGCGACCGUGCUGUUCCUGGAUGUGGAUUCCCACGCAACUGGAAUCUCCGAGACCACAUGAGGCGUGUUCACAACGACGAUGGUACGGCCCUGACCAUGUCCACUGGAUCUCACUCCUCCAGCCGUGGAUCGCAAGCUGUUUCGGCCAAGGGCCGCAAGAGGAAGAGCAAGGACUCUGAGUCUUCCAGUGGCCGCAAGUCGUCCUCCAAGCCUACCGCCGCUGAGGAAGCUGCCGCCGCCGCCGCCAAGGCUGAGGCACCACUCAUGGAGCAGUGGUGGGAGCACCGCAACGCCCUCCAGUCCUAUCUCCAGCGCUUCGACAACCCUGUCGCUUUCGAGGUCUUGGAGCAAUCCGGCGAAGCUGGUGACCACUUCGCUGCCAUGGAGAAGAUCUCGCGCAGACUGAAGAGGUCGCGUGAGCCUCACCGACGUGCUCACCAGAUGCACUACUCUGGCUAAGUGAACGCAAGGAUUUGUUCACACGCUCUCGACAUACCAUGCCUGAUCAGGAGAUCAAGGCACACACAAUCCAGCUUUAUGGCAUAUACAUCGCUCUGAUGAUGGCCGGAGCUGAGGAAACCAAAUGGACCCGACGGGUAUGGUUUGUUUCAGCACAUUGCUGGAACUGGAAACUCCCAAGGCGCUGAUUUUCCAUCCCUCGGGAUGCAAAGUAGGGCUUUACCGGAUGUCUAUCCUGCUGAGGAUACCAUGAGGACUAGAGAAAGAGGACGCCGCAGCCGCGGCUGCAAUUAUGAAGUUGAUCACGAUGCAGUGUGUUUUGUACGGGUC